CUCGCUCAUUCGACUCAGUCUCCGGUCUGUUCGAAGCUCAAGCCACCAAACAUUCAUCAGAAGGGGACCUCUUUAUUCCACAAUGCUGUCUUCAGAUACCGUUUCUCUUGCUCCGGCGGCAGUGAAUCCAGCUGAGCAGCAAGAAUCAGAUACUCUAACUUCGCUGGUCAUGCAAAUCGUGGUUCGUCGUGAUCUACUAGAUGCAGAAGGCUGGGGUGUUGGUCCGCUAAUGGCACAAGUAGCGCAUGCCACCGCUGCUGUACUGCAUGAGACCCGGGGUCUGCCUGAAACUCAAGCGUAUCUGGAAGAUCUGAAGAAUAUGAGAAAGGCCGUUCUGCAAACGACAAACCAAGCCAGCCUACAAAAGCUCAGCGACCUGUUAUCGGCCAGUACACCACCAGUCCCUCACCAUCUUUGGAUCGAACAGCCGGAGAAUGUGCCAACAUGCAUCGCAAUCGCACCCAAUCGCAGAGACACUAGGAUUAAGAAGGCACUCGACAAGUCCAGCAGCCGCCUUUGGAAAGGCUAAACCACGCAAACCUGAUAUCUUGAUACCAAUAUGACAACACGCUGCUCUGCUGACACAACAAAACAAAAUUCUUAAUUGCUACAACAGGGCUAUCGUACACUUGCAGGUAAUUGCGAUCCAACAUCGACUGU
Molecule: messenger RNA, 660 nt
Organism: Somion occarium
Lineage: Eukaryota; Fungi; Basidiomycota; Agaricomycetes; Polyporales; Cerrenaceae
Source: the annotation of a GenBank genome assembly